Rubroshorea leprosula is the source of this 1182-nucleotide messenger RNA. The record is from the annotation of a GenBank genome assembly. NCBI's taxonomy places the organism in Eukaryota, Viridiplantae, Streptophyta, Magnoliopsida, Malvales, Dipterocarpaceae.
GUUUUCUCCGUCGCUUGAAAUUCGAAUACCGAUUCCUUCUGAACCUUAUGCUAUUGACCAGUGGGUUGCGCUUCCUCUCUCCACAGCUUUCCCUCUCCUUUCUCUUUCGCCCUCGCCGGCAUCUCCGUCUCACCCUUUCCGGUGUCUCCUCAGCAAUGCAGAGCAGCUCGUCUACUACCCUCGCUUUGUACGGCAAGUCUUCUGCAGAAGCUGAAAUUGCCCAAUUACUGAAACAAAACGAAGCUAUUAAGCUCCCCGACAACACCCAAGUUUCGAUCUUGUUACAGUCGGAGGUUACUAAGAAACCAUUGGAAGAAGAGGAAGAGGCCUUCGAUGCCCAGUUGUUCAUGAAAUCUCUCUCCACGAAUCAGUUUGGUCGGUUCCUUAUCUGGUCUCCGCGGCUACCAUCUACCCACGACAUCGUCUCUCAUAAUUUUUCUGAGCUUCCUCUUGGGACAGUUUGUGUUGCUGAUGUUCAGUUCAAAGGGCGAGGUAUAGACUUUUGUUGCACUGUUUUCAGCUGUAUGCUUAGGUCGGUCCAAGAAUGUAUGGAAAUCUCCAAGAGGAUGCCUUAUGUUUUCUUUUACGAUGCAAAUGGAGGAUGGAAGAACUGUGCCUCUGGUUCAAUAUGUGGUGUCUCUGGCUAUCACGGAGGCAAUAAAAGAUGUCUGUGACAAGAAUGGCUUUCCCCCUAUCAAUAUUAGAAUCAAGUGGCCAAAUGAUUUAUAUUUUAAUGGACUGAAAGUUGGAGGCAUCUUAUCGACAUCAACAUAUAGAUCAAAGUUCAAUGUUAGUUCAGGUAUAGGUUUGAAUGUUGAUAAUGAGAAGCCUACAACAUGUUUGAAUGCAAUACUAAAAGAAUUGUCUGCUGGUGCUGCUUGUGCUAACCAGUUUAGAAGAGAAGAUAUCAUGGCUGCCUUCUUUAAUAGAUUUGAGAGGUUUUAUGACCUUUUUAUAAAUCAAGGAUUUCAUGCACUUGAGGAGCUUUAUUACCAAACAUGGCUGCACAGGUCAUGUGCUUCUUUCUUUUGUAAUUUUUUAAAACCAUUUUCAUCUAAGGCUUAUAUGCACAUAUUCUAUUAUGAACUUUUGUUGUUCAUUUUACUGAUUAUGGAGCCAGGGUCCUUGUAUAAAUCAGGUCUGCAGAUGGCACAUUAGAUGCAAUAUAUCUUUUGCAAUCUU